GAGCAGACCCUACAGAACCACCAGCAGCCCAACGGCGGCGAGCCCUUCCUGAUCGGCGUUAGCGGGGGCACGGCCAGCGGCAAGGAUGGUCAGCAUUAACAAACUGGACCUCCUUUGGAAGCCUCAAGUCUGAACAUUGUGGUACAGGAGGGCCUGGAAGCAAAGUCGAUACUCUACCCCCUGCAUAUUUGCUCUGUGCCUGUUAAAGGAAUUUGGGAGAAGGGAAAGGGCCCAAGGACAUCAACAAAAAAGGACAGUUUUAGAGCUAGAAGGAACCUCAGAGGCCCUGGAGUCCAACACUUCAUCUCAUCACUUACGGAUGAGAAAAAUAAUGAAUUCAGAUCAUAUAUUCGUCCCAGCUAUUGGCCUUGUUUAAGAAGAAUUGACUAAGGCAUGCCCGGAGAACACAAGUUUACACCUUCAACCUGGAAAGGGGCUACUUGGAAAUGGCUACAGAAUGGUUUCAGAGUCUUCCGUUUGUGCUAAGAUUGUGCAGCUCCUGGGACAGAAUGAGGUGGACUAUCGCCAGAAGCAGGUGGUCAUCCUGAGCCAGGAUAGCUUCUACCGUGUCCUCACUUCAGAGCAGAAGGCCAAAGCCUUGAAGGGCCAGUUCAAUUUUGAUCACCCGGAUGCCUUUGACAAUGAACUCAUCUUCAAGACACUCAGAGAAAUCACCGAAGGGAAAACAGUCCAGAUUCCUGUGUAUGACUUUGUCUCCCAUUCCCGGAAGGAGGAGACGGUUACCGUCUACCCUGCGGACGUGGUGCUCUUCGAAGGGAUCCUGGCCUUCUACUCCCAGGAAGUGCGAGACCUGUUCCAGAUGAAGCUUUUCGUGGACACAGAUGCGGACACCCGGCUCUCCCGCAGAGUAUUAAGGGACAUCAGCGAAAGAGGGAGGGACCUUGAGCAGAUUUUAUCUCAGUACAUUACAUUCGUCAAGCCUGCCUUUGAGGAAUUCUGCUUGCCAACAAAGAAAUAUGCUGAUGUGAUCAUUCCUAGAGGUGCAGAUAAUCUAGUGGCCAUCAACCUCAUCGUGCAGCACAUCCAGGACAUCCUGAACGGAGGGAUCUCCAAACGGCAGACCAACGGCUAUCUCAAUGGCUAUACCCCUUCACGCAAGAGGCAGGCCUCGGAGUCCAGCAGCCGGCCGCACUGACCCCCGUCUCCUCAGCCCCUGGCCCCGAUCUCCAAGGGACAGGAGGAGGGGGCAGGAGGCACUGUGCAUCUAUACAUAUGGUUUCCUAUGACAUUGCUGUAUUUAAGAAAACACCAUGGGGAUGAAAUGCCUUUUGUUUUUUUUGGGUUUUUUUUUGGUACUUCGGAGCAGCGAAAUGAAACAGAACUUGACCCUGAGCUUAAAUGACAAACUGUGCCAACUACUACUGGUGAUGCCUAAUUAUGACUUCAACGUGUAACCAGUUAUAAAUACAUAUAUAUAUAUAUAGAAAAGGAUCUAUUUUUGUGUAAAUGUACAAAUACUGUACAGCUGUUUGCCGUAAGUAUUCUGCAGGAGGGCCUGUACUUGAGUGUUUUGGGGGCUGGGGCUGGAGUUUCACCAAAGGGAAGUCGCCUGGUGGGUUCCAGGUGGGACAGGCUCAGGCAUCUGGGAGGGAGGCUCACGGCUCGCGGCUCUCACUGUCUGUGGGACUCGUUGGAAGUGGAGUUUGGAACUUUUGAUCGCUUCCCUUGCCAGAUGCCACCUUCUUGGUGCUGGAGCUUUAGGAUAAUGUUGAUGAGAGAUCCUCUUUUCUUUUCUGUUUUUUUUUUUUUUUUUUGAGUUGAAAUUAGGCAAGACCUCAACUCAAAAAUCAAACUCAGGGAAGGGGCCCACUGAGGGGAACGAGUCUUCUGCGUUUUUCUUCUUGCCCCUGCCCACCUCUGGCUGCUCUGGUAGCUCCACGCUUCCUUCCUGACUCAACCGCUUCUCAGUCUCUCCGAAAGCCAGAGCUGCCUCGCUCUCCUUCCCUGGUGGGGAUGUGAUGGGGUCGCUUCCUGAUUGAGUGGGGAAGGAGGGGACUAUGCCUGUCGUAUCGUCUGAGAUGCUGGUGCUUCCCAGGGAGGUCACCCAUGAGAUUCCUUGGGCUGUCCCCCAAGCUGUGGAGUGCACAGUGGACCUUGCAGUCUGGGCUUUGGUUGAGGACCUCUGCUGGCAGCCUGCCCCUCACAGGGUGGCAAGAGAGCUCUGCCGUAUAGGGAGCCUGUAGCUUUUGUUCCCCGAAGCGUGGGGAUUUGCAGCGAGGUGGGGAUAACAGGGACCGUCACUGGCAGCAUCACAGCCACAUUGAUUGACUUAUUUACCAUGCUGCCGAGUCACAUGGCAGCUGCCGGGCACGAGGGGCGGGGAAGGGGAGUGGCGUUUUUAAGUCACAAGUUGGAGUCUUAGGCUGAAAACGUUUGGGGUGGAGAAUUCCAGCUUUUCCGAGGGCUCCCUCUUGGUGAAAACUUCCUUCUUUGCAAGAAGUACAGAUUCCUGAAGAUUCCUGGUGGGGAGGGGUGGAGGAAGCAGGGGACCAAGCGAGAAGGAAGAGGUGUGAUUAUAGAGGCCUAAAGCGUCACCUUUUAACUGCAGAAGAGCCAGAACCUUUUCACCUCAGUGUGGACCAUCUCAGUGCUCGGUAGGCUAUGCCCUUAGUUAUACCCUUGUGACUGCCACAGCCUGAAACGUUCUGGGGAACCCUUCUCCUUCCAUUGCUUUCAUAGCCCCUUGAGCCAUUCAGAUAAACUGAUGCAGUUAACUCUAGUCACACGGAAGCAAACAGCACCAUGCAACUCCAUUUGACUCUUAACUCUGUUGGGCUGUGUCAGAAAGUCAAACCUAAUCCCCAGCAGGGCUUUGCCACCCCCUGAGACCUUCAGGAGACUGUGCUGCAGGCUCUGAGGGAGCCCCCCAAGGGCAGCAGCUGCCUGGUUGGAGAAGGGGAGGCUCCCGGGGUGCCUGCUCUGAAGGCCGGUACCUGGCGGGAUGGCCAAGCUCCGGAGUGCGUGUUUCCGAGUCAGUAUUGGUUAUCUUUCCAGUCAUGCCUUGUGCGGUUCCGAGAUGAAGGGUAGACGGCAGGCCUGGAUUAGGAUCCUGAGGACCCAAGGGUCUCCUGCCUUGUUGGGUGGGGCCUGUCUGUGCUCAGGGGAAGCCCGUCCCUGUCUGGGAGAGCCUCGGCCCUUCGAUGGUAGCAUGGUCAACUUUACUUGAAGCUCCCAGGUGCCAAACCAUUCAGUGCCUUGGCUGUCUAUCCCACUGCCUCGGAAGAUGGAUUCUUCUCAUCUCUGAGCCUUGACUCACUUAGCCGCUUCCUCAUCUACCCAUGGUGUUGGGACCAAGCGUCCAGUGUCUCCGAGAAGCCCUGUCCCCGCUGGAAGCAGCUCUAGGGCUGCCCUGCCUCUGGGUAAAACCAUCACCAAUUCUUGGUGUCUUGGUUGGGGGCUCACUGGGCCGUGCUGACGACUCCUCUGGUUCUGUGACAUAGUACGUCUGGGGCAAGGAGGGGACAGGAAGCUCUGCCUUUGUGUGGUGACCCCAGCGUUUAGCCAACUGAGUAUCUGAAUUUGAGCUUUCUAUGUGGCAAGUCCCGGACUUGGUAUUUUAAGAGUCACUGGAUCUCUGAUUCCAUUGGAGAGUCAGAUAGAGUCAUUAGGCCAGAAAUCAUGACGUGAGUCAUCUGGGUACCCUUUGCUGCCCGGGGAGGCGAUAUGGAUGAGCAGAGUGGGGCAGUGUUGGUCGUGUGUACAUAGGAGUCCCCUGGCUUCAGACGUACCCGGUGGUGCUUGCUUCUCCCAGCUGCGCAGGUGUUGUCCGAGGACCAUGUGUUUAGGGAACAGGCAUUGUGUCGUGGGAAGGCCUGGUCCCAUGCUCCUUCACCCCAGUGGAGCUUCUGCUGCCCUGGGUUUCUUGUUCUUGGGCAGCCUGAGACCAGUAGGAGCAGAGAGAUGGCAGUGUGUGUACGGAAGAUGCAGUGUUGUGACCUCAGGUGUCCUUUGAUUUGGAAUGGUUAGGGUAGGCCCUCAAAGAGGCAGUGGUCUCUGAAGAACAGGCUGGGGAGGGUGGCAGGGAAAGGUCUCCGGUUCACCCUUCAGAACCUGUUGUCUCUGCGGCAACCCACUGUGGUCUUGGGUGCUGGGCAGUCAAGGACACUGGCUUCUUGCCCCUCCUGGGCUGGCUUGGACACUUGUCUCUGUGCCCAGGGUGGGUUGCCAGUCUCAUGAGGCCACUAGGUCAGGCUAAGGCUUGUGUGCGGGAGGGACUGGAGCCCAGCUCGUUUGUGUAUCACCUCCUUUGCUGUCCUUGUGUGGCUUCCCUGAUUUAACAUCCUUGACCUGCACUAGGGCCCGAGGCUAUGGGAGGGAAGUAGUAGCCUCUUGCAGGGAAGUGUUUUCCUCUGCCCUGGAGUCUCCCACCUGCCUGUCCACAACCGUGUGGGUGAGGCAGGCUAGGGAGGUUCUGGGUCCCAGGGCUGGGCUUCUGAGAAGGGCUGACUGGACCUCUCUGCCACUCCUCCCCUUCACCCUGACCUCAGGGUGGAGUGGGGAAAGUCUCGGUGUCCGAGCAAACGAGAGGGAGAGCAGGCUGGGGAAACCGUCGAGGUGAGCCUGGAGCUGAGUCCCCUCUGAUCUUGGUCUCUGGGCCUUCUGCGGCCCUCCUGGGACAGGGGGCUGGUUACAGGUCAGCAUCCGGCCACCCUUAGAGGCAGUGAGUGCCUAGCCAGUCCUGCCUUAGGAACAGGGUGAGUAGGUAAAUAAAGACGUAGGCUUCUUUUUGUCUUUUAGAUGCUUGCGCUUCCCCCUUUUCUUUCUACUGCCCUGCCUUUAUUGUUAGCAGUUACAUAAAUGACCACAUACUCUGUACUUUGCUGUAAAUAAAGACUGAACAGAAAAGAA
Molecule: messenger RNA, 4869 nt
Organism: Balaenoptera ricei (Rice's whale)
Lineage: Eukaryota; Metazoa; Chordata; Mammalia; Artiodactyla; Balaenopteridae
Gene: UCK2
Product: uridine-cytidine kinase 2
Exons: 8
Coding region: 458-1156 (232 amino acids)
Cellular component (GO): cytoplasm; cytosol
Molecular function (GO): kinase activity; ATP binding
Source: RefSeq, a predicted model, not a curated record